Molecule: messenger RNA, 798 nt
Organism: Eruca vesicaria subsp. sativa (arugula)
Lineage: Eukaryota; Viridiplantae; Streptophyta; Magnoliopsida; Brassicales; Brassicaceae
Source: the annotation of a GenBank genome assembly
CAAAUCCUCUCUCACACCAACGCAAAAACACAAUGACCAACGUUGCAGUAAUCGCCGCUAUUUUGAUUGCAGCAUCGUUAUCAGCUACCGUGUCAGGACAAAUGGCUCCAUCUCCUUCGUCAUCAGGACCUUCUGCUGCACUAGAUUGCACGACGAAUCUGUUCAACAUGUCGGACUGUCUUUCGUACGUUCAGGCAGGAAGCAGUGGUGGUGGUGCAGCCAAACCGGACAAGGCUUGUUGUCCUGAGCUGGCCGGCCUAGUCGAGAGCUCGCCACAAUGCCUAUGUUACCUACUUGGCGGAGAUAUGGCGGCUCAGUAUGGAAUCAAGAUUGAUAAGGCAAAGGCUCUCAAGCUUCCUGGGGUUUGUGGUGUCGAUACUCCCGAUCCCUCACUUUGUUCACUGUUCGGGAUUCCAGUUGGAGCACCGCAAGCUAUGGGCAACGAGGAAGCCUCCCCAGCCUUGGCUCCAACUUCAAUUUCAGGUGCGGAAUCACCACAAGGAUUAGGGUCGGGUCCAUCGGCUAGCAGAACGAGCGAUGCACCAAACGCUGCACCUUAUUCUCUUUUUCUCAGUGUCAUAAUUAUCCCAUUAGCUUUUGCACUUCAUCUUAAUUCCUGAUUUCUUUUUCUUAUUGGCGACACCAUUAUUUGUAUUGUAUUUUCUUAUAAACGGAGUAGUAUUGCUUUUGUAGCUUAUUUUCCUGAAUUUAAUACUUUGUAUUUUAUGGAUUAUAUAUCUUCAUUCAUCUUACUGAAUAAAGAUUGUUCUUAAAAAUUAAUUAAACUUUCAAAAGGUC